Messenger RNA from Bacillus rossius redtenbacheri, 3948 nucleotides. RefSeq names its product zinc finger protein 266-like. NCBI's taxonomy places the organism in Eukaryota, Metazoa, Arthropoda, Insecta, Phasmatodea, Bacillidae. Gene Ontology annotation, molecular function: chromatin insulator sequence binding. Bases 443 to 1468 code for a protein of 341 amino acids. Gene Ontology annotation, biological process: regulation of transcription by RNA polymerase II. The transcript is spliced from 6 exons. The record is from RefSeq and is a predicted model, not a curated record. Gene Ontology annotation, cellular component: chromosome.
AAAAAAAAAGUGAAUUAAACCAAGAAAGUAGUUAAUAAUGUUACGAACGUAUAAAGUGUUCAAAAUAAAUAUUAAAAAAUAGUAUAAGACAGAGUAUAAUACUAGAACACACGUUCUAAAGAAGUAAUACCAUUCUCCAAUAGAUGGCGCCAACUUCAAUUUAACGCGAAAAUGGCGGAGUGCGUCGUUUUGUAUAAUGUACUUUUAUUAGUAUGUUAAUAUGUACAUUUGUUUUAAUUUUAAGUAUUUUAAUAUAUACAAUCCGCGAGUUAGAGUUUGGGAUUAAGAUUUGGUUAAAUUUAAUUCUCUUGUGGUGUUCGGAUUCUGGCGAUCUAAACGUAGUCUCUUUACUAUCGUUCUAAAUAGGUUUGUUUGUAUAUUUGUCGUAGAUUUAUUUAUUAAAUGCGGUAACCGUCAAGACGUUUAUCGUUUUAGCGUCACAAUGUCCGACAAAAGCGUUCAUCAGUGUGUGCUGUGCGACACGAAGCUGGAGACUAAGGAAUUACUGCAGGAUCAUUUUCGGAAACACGCAAAUAAAGAGAUAGACAGCAAAGGCAGGCCGGUGACUGACAAGGACUUCAUGAUGCAGCGUUCGACGGCCCGCAGCAAGGCGCUGGCCCCCACGUCGGGCAGGCCCUCGGAUGUAAUCUGCGACGUGUGCGGCCAGGAGUUCCGCUCGGUGACGUGUGCCAUCCAGCACAAGUUCCGCCAGCACCCGGGCCACGUGGCCAAACACUUCUGCCCGCACUGCGGCAUGCAGUUCCCCCUCAAGGACAACUGCGACCGGCACGUGGCCACCCACGGGGAGAAGGGCAAUCCCGCGAAGGUCUACUCCUGCCCGGAUUGUGGGGUCUCGUUCUUCAACGCCCCCGCGCUCGACUACCACUUCAAGUCCACGCACAAGAGGGUGACAGCGCUGUACCAGCCGAUCGCCACGCCUCCCCCCAGCAAGAAGAUCAGGAUGAACAAUGCCGGGGAUGCGCAGUCCGUGUACUACUGCCACCUGUGCGGCUACGAGUACAUAGUCAAGUUCAACCUGCAGAAGCACUUGGAGCGCCAGCACACCCAGGAGGAACGAGACUCUGUGCCCAUGGACAUGAUAAAAUGCAUCACAUGUGAUGCCUUGUUCUACAACAAGAAGGGGUAUGACAACCACAACAUGUACCACAAACCCGAGGACUUGUAUGUUACCAGCGAGGAGCAGCGACUUCAAACUGUAACACGAGUGGAUCAGGAUUUUGACAUCAGGCGUGUGCAGACAACUGUGGACAAAUUUGUGCCGCUGAAUCGUGUUCGUACGCGGCCCCCGCCACCUAAAAAGACUCACAAGAUCAUUAAGAAGGAAGACUCGGAUGCAGAGAUGUCGCCUGCAACAUCACCAUCUUCAUCAUCGAGCGACACGGACAGCGACACGCCUCUCAGCCACCGCCUGGAGAAACGGAAACAGAAGGAGCUGGCUUCAUCGUGACUUUUAACCGUGUGUUGUGGAGCAUCCUUCCACUUUUUGUCAAGUUCAUCUUUUGUCUGUAAAUGCUGAGGGAGUGUAUGCAGUAGUCACCUGACCAGGAAUAUCGGGAAAUGACUACUUUUUGCUGUCAAAAAGCUUAGAACCCUUGACUUUUUUAAAGCCACUGGAGAAUUACGUGUUUGCCUUGUAAUGUGGCCGAGCAAGUUGGAUUCAGAUCAGUUCAACAACUGCGUGCCCCGCCUAGAAACUGAAUCACUUAUGCCAAUUUUUACCGUUGUUGUCGAUUCCCUCACUUUGUGCACCUCUGGAAUUGAGAGAUGGAAUUUCUGAUGAAACACACUUGCACACUUUGGGGUUUUCUUUUCUUUUGUGCUUUUUACUGACAGUCUUCAGCCACAGUAGGUGACUGCAGUCACAACACAAGUUCAUAUAUACAAUGAUAAAAUAUUGAAGUACAGUACACUCCCGAUUAUCUGCAAAAUUAAGUGGCUGGGCCACCGCGGAUAGUGAAAAUCGCGAAUGAUUUGCAAAAGAGCCGAAAAUGGGAAAUAAAAAAGAAAAAAUUAAUUUCAAAGCAACCAUACAACUAGAAACAAAGUGCGACAGAGACAAAAUAGCAACGCAUGCCAGCCUACUGCGUGAGUUCCGAGAAGGCCUGUGGCGUUUUACUGUAUACUGCACAUAAUACACUCAUCAGUAGAGUUCAAAUUUGCUCACUUGUAAUAAAAUUAAGAUUUACAUAUGUGCCGUAUUUUUUCGUAGCAUGCGCGGAUCAUCCGCCCACGGAUAAUAGGGAGUUCACUGUAACUCAUUUGAUGCAAAACUCUAAUAAAAUACGAUAUUCCCAGAAUAUAAUACGCUGUUAAAGGGUGAUGGAAUUAUUUUUCACCACUUUUUUUAUUACUAAAAUUUAUGCUACAUUCCUAGAGAUUUGCAUCUUUUAGAGAGUAAGCCAUUACAGACACUCUGUUCAUAGGUAUCCCAUUUCAACCAUAGACAUGGAUUCUAGAACCACAAUCAAUGCUGAAGAAAAUUUUUUUUAUAAUUAUUUUAGAGAACAUUAAUCCCUGCCAUUUUUCUAAAUGUUUAGAAGGCAACGGCUCUCAAACUUAUUUUUAAAACAUCUGUAUUUAAGAUAGUAUCUGAACCAGUGACCACAGAAUUAUAAGUCAAGGACACUGAUGUACAUACCAUGAGUACCGGCUUUAGUGAAAAGUGUGACAUCUGUGAACUAGAGUAAGUGAAAAAUGUAAUGUGAGUUAUGUGCUUUGCUAUGAACCUAUAUCUAUGUUAAUAAAUAAUUAUUAAUGUUUUCAUUUUUGAGGCACCAAGUAAAUGCUACUACAUUUGUGUUCAGGAUUAGUACAAGUAUAUAAUGUAUUUGAAUUCAACAUUUGAUAGACUUAGUUUGAUUAGUUUUAAAGAUUGAAUGAGAUUAUUUUCAAAAACCCUGAAAGACUCCUGGAAAUUUAAUAUUGCCAGAGAGGAGAGUAGCCACCCUGAGUUAGGUGUUCCUAAAAUAUUUUGUGUGUGAGACAUAGGAACACUAAAACAAAUUUAAUUAAAUUAUUUAUGUAUAUAACUAUUUUCCCUGUAUCUAUAUGGUGUGGAUGUUGCUUUUACAAUGGAUGUAUGUUCUAAAACUCUUAAUUUUAAAAUUUAGUUUUACUCAGUUCUCUGGUGCCUAAAAUGUGAUUAUCAGCCAUGUGAAGAGUUGAGCCACACAUUAUGUUCUUCUUGCAAACAAGUGUGGUUGCAUACUGUUAUUUUUUUCUACACUUUGUUCCUCUUUACAUUUGAGUACCUGUAGUGGACGUGAAGAGAUACUAAUCAAUGUCUUUAGAAUGGCAUUUAAGCUCCAGACGUAAUUUUUGCACUUUUUAAACACCAACAACCUUUUCACAAAUUAAAAAUAAUAUAACAAAGCACUGUGCCCUGGAAACCCAGGGUAAAAUCUUUCACACUGCUGUAUUUAGUUGUUUACACAUUUGCGAAGCUAUGGAGACUUGUGUCUAGUAAUCAGUUUUCUGUAUGAGUAGCACUUGGUUCUAUUUAUUACAACUAAAUAUCUUUUACAAGUUGGCACAAAUCAGUUUAUCCUUAAAGUCACACUUGCAUUGGCUCAAAAAUCAAUUUUGGUUCAGUGAUGAUGAUAUUAUUAUUAUGAUUAUUAUUAUUAUUUAUUACACAAUUUUGCUGUUUUGAGAUGCAGAAAUGCUGAGCUGUAUGUUAUAAUAUUGAACUAGCUUGUAAAUAUUUAAAAUGUUGCAAUAUUCCUCUUGAAUUUUUAUUUUAUUUUAUUGCAUUAUGCACACACAUCAAUUCAUUUGAAAGGAAAUUCAUUGAUCUGUUUAAUUGUUUUGUUACCGUGCUUUGAUUCAGUAAUUAAUAUGUAUUUUCCAUGAUUGACUUGUAGUAACGCAGUUUUAAACUUGUGAUGGAAUUUUUAUAGUAUUGGAAAAUAAAUGAGCCUACAGACA